Pygocentrus nattereri (red-bellied piranha) is the source of this 3963-nucleotide messenger RNA. RefSeq names its product immunoglobulin like and fibronectin type III domain containing 1, tandem duplicate 4 (gene igfn1.4). The coding region runs from base 76 to 3771 and encodes 1231 amino acids. Lineage: Eukaryota; Metazoa; Chordata; Actinopteri; Characiformes; Serrasalmidae. Gene Ontology annotation, molecular function: protein binding. The record is from RefSeq and is a predicted model, not a curated record. The transcript has 23 exons.
GCAGCAGAGCAGUACGAGCAGAGGCCAUCUCACAAAGGGAAAACCUUGUCUGCGAUUACUACUACUACUAGCAAAAUGUGGAAGAAAUCAUCAAAGGUGACAGAUCAGACAGCAGCAGGCCAAGUGGGCAUUAGGAAGAAGUCCAAAGUGCCUGGUGUGAUGAUCAUGCAAUUUGUGGAAGAAAUUCCAGAAGGAAAGUCUCAUCCAGACUUCACCCGCAAACCCAUUGCUCUGACCAUCCAAGAAGGCAAAUUAGCAGUAUUCAAGGCUAUUGUCAUAGGGGAUCCUAAACCCACAGUCACAUGGGGCAGAAAUAACGGAGAUGUCUCUGAUCCACAGAAAUAUGAAAUUAAGUUUGAUCCUGUUUCUCGCGAACACACACUUGAGAUGCCUAACAUUUCACCAGAACAAGCUGACACGUACAAAUGUUUUGCGGCUAAUGAGUUUGGCAGGGCUUCUGUCACCGUUAUGCUGAACGUCAUUGAAUUGGGAUUCAAAAAGGACAAAGCACAGAGAGCAACUAAAGCGGAACCAACUGAACUCAAGAUGGCACUGAAGAGAAAAAGUAAAGUUCGUCCAAAAACUGAGCAGAAAAAAGAGGGAGAGAUUGACCCAAAGUUUUGGGAGAUUUUGCUGAGCGCUGAUAAGAAAGACUACGAGCGCAUCUGUGCUGAAUAUGGAGUGACUGACUUCCGGUGGAUGCUGAAGAAGCUGAAUGAAAUGAAAAGAGAACGAGAGGAAGAGCAAGCGCAGUUUGUCAAAAGCAUUUCCAACCUGAAGCACAUCGAAGUCAAAGGCGAUGGCACAGCCUCAUUUGAAGUUGAUUUGGACCUUCUAGACAUGAGUAGUAGGAUUUUCGUCUACAAGGAUGGAGAGAUGAUUGAAUACUCCAAAGACAUGGACUUGGAGAUGAAACACAGCCUGAAACAAGUGGGCAAGAAAUUUGUUUUCUCUGUCAGAGACCUCCUCCCUGAUGACGCAGGCCUUUAUCAGAUAGAUGUUGAGGAUGUAAAUAUGUUCUCCACAGAAUUUAAAAUUCCACAGGUGGACUUCUUGGUAAAGAUUCAGGAGGUCAAGGCAAUAGAAAGGGAAGACGCAGUGUUUGAGUGCGUUCUGUCCAAUCCCUUCUCAAAAAUCCUGUGGGUGGGGAAGAAUGUUCCCCUUGCACAGGGAGAAAAAUACGACAUUACGGUGUCAGAGGACAAGCUCAUUCACAGGCUUGUGGUAAAAGACUGUAUGCAAGUAGAUAAAGGCAUCUAUGCUGCUGUGGCUGGAAUCAAAUCUUGCAAUGCCUGGCUGUUAGUGGAAGCUGACAAUGAUCCAAAACUGCAAGGCAAAAAGAAAACAAGAAAAACAACACAGGCUGGAGGAUCAAGCCUUGACCUGACAAAGAUUGCAGCAGAACAGCAAGCCAAGCUGCAGAAAGAGAGAGCGGAGAGGAUUGAGGCUGCUAAAACAGCCAAGGCAGAGAGAGACACAGCAGGGGGAGGAGCUAGCAGCACAUCUGGACCUGGAUCUGGCAUCAGUGCUGAGGAUGGUGUUUCUGGAGCUGAUUUAGGAUUUGGUUCGAGCUCAGGUUCUGGAUCUACACCUGGAUCUGGCUCUAGUUCUGGGGAUCAAUUUGGAGCUGGGAAAGAAACAAGAGGAGACACUUCUAGACACGCUGGGCAUGCUGGAGAUGGACGGACCGGUGUAGCCACUGACGGGGCAGACAGCCAAAUGCACCUGACCAGUGGACUGUCGGAUGUUUAUGCAGCCCGUGGCAAGCCAGCAGAAUUAGCCUGUAAACUCAACAGCAAUGUGGACGGAGUUUGGUUCAAAGAUGGAGAGAAGCUUUCCUCUAAAGGUGGACUGACUAUAUCCAAAGAUAAGAGUAUUCAUAAACUGACUAUCCAAAGUUGCAAGGAUUCCGACUCAGGCCAAUAUGAGUUUGAAACAAAUGACUAUAAAACCAGUGCUACAGUGACAGUUGGAGAUGCUCCAGAAUUUGACCCUGAUGAACUGCACAACUUCUCCAAACCUGUGGUAGUGAAAGUGGGCCAAACUGCAUCCUUUAAGAUGAUGUAUCCACCACAAGAUUCUCUGGAAAUCAAGUGGUUUAAGGAUGCUUAUGAGCUGAAGGAUGGUGGUGGGGUGAAAGUCGUGAAGGAACCAAAUCACAGUCGCCUUCAAAUAAAGGACUGCCUGGAAUCAGAUGCUGGAGAAAUUAGGAUCCAGCUUAAAAACCUUUUUGGUACUGUUGAGGCCUUAUCCAGACUAAUUGUGCUUGGCAAGCCAAGUCCACCAAAGGGCCCUGUAGAUGUAUUGGAAAGCACUGACUCUGUAAUUGAACUUAAGUGGAACCCACCAAGUGAUGAUGGUGGCUCAGCAGUAACAAACUACAUAAUUGAGCGUCAGCAAGUAGGCCAAAGUUUCUGGAAAAGGCUGGGGGAUGUGUCAGCAGAUCGAGCAACAUUUAGGGACAGAAAUGUGUCCCAUGGCAAGAGGUACACCUACCGCAUUUAUGCAGAGAAUCCUGAGGGUAUUGGUGACCCCCUGGAGACUGACAACAUCAUGGCCGGCACUUUAAUAUUCCCUGACCCACCAGCUCCUCCUAAGGUGGUCAGCGCAUUUAAGAACUGCAUUAACCUGGAGUGGACACCUCCAACAAAGGAUGGAGGAACAGAACUUCUGGGGUACCUUUUGGAGAAACGCAAGAAAGACACAAACCAAUGGGUAGCUCUAAACCCUGCCAAUGAGCCCAUCAAAGCGUUGAAAUAUGCUGUGAAGGAGGUGUCUGAAGGGUCAGAGUAUGAGUUUAGAGUGUCAGCCAUUAACGCAUCUGGAGCUGGAGAACCGAGUCGGCCCUCUUUGAUGGUCUGUGCUAAAAAUCCCAACUUGAAACCUUAUUUCAAAGACCCUGAAGACUUCAUGGUUGUGCGAGCAGGAAAUUCUGCCAGAAUCAAAAUCAAUUAUGAGGCUUCUCCACUACCAGAAAUCCAGUGGUUGAAAGAAAAUGAGCCUGUAUCUCCAUGGUUCAAUAUUGUCAACGUUGAGGGCACAUCGACUCUCAUUAUACCCAACUCAAAGCGCUCAGACUCAGGCGUGUACACCAUCGUGGCCAAAAAUUCCAGCGGAAAGACUAGUUUUGACAUAGAUGUCAGAGUAACAGAUGAACCCAAGCAACCAGGCCCAGUGGCACUGGAGCAGAUGGUCCAUGGUAAGGUCAUCAUUACAUGGGCUCCUUCACCAGACCAGGAGCUGGACGACCGGCUGCACUACAUGAUAGCAGAGCAUGAGUCCAACACACGCAUAUGGCGCCCAAUAGCUGAUCGCCUCUACUGUUUAACUUUUACCACCAACAUCCACUCGGGCCGAGAGUACCGCUUCAGAGUCUAUGCCAAAAAUGACAUGGGACUAUCCGAGCCCUCUGAGUCACCAAAAUGGGGCAUCAACAGUUGCAAAGCGUCACAAUUCACAGCUCUGCCAGCCUUAAUCACCUUUGAGAGACCCCCCUCCAUUCUGGUUCCUUUGAAAGUCCACACUCCACCAAAGGGGUACCAGUGCUAUAUGACUUGUGCCAUUCGAGGCUGCCCUGCACCCAGCGUCUCAUGGUACCUGAAUGGCAUCUGCAUCAACUCUGACAACCACUACUACAUCACCAACGUUCACGGAGUUUGCUCCUUAUACAUUCUCAGAGUGGGACCCAGCGACGGUGGCGAGUACAAAGUGGUGGCAGUCAACUCAUUUGGGAAAGCAGAGUGUUCUGCCAAGCUGAAAGUAAAAGAUUGAACUUCUGCAUGUGAUAAUGGAAGAUAAUGUAGAUGAUUCAUUUAUUUUUCCAAUCAGACCAUUCACAAACACUCACCAAGUGUGCAUAAUCUCUUUUCUGAACAUUUACCUGACCAUUGCAAUGUCUGGUUUAUUACCCUGUGGAUGUCUGUUAAAAUAAGAAGAAUUAAACUUAAUUUGACUUUCUGUUUC